Messenger RNA from Lolium perenne, 1663 nucleotides. Its product is annotated as transcription factor bHLH94-like. Gene Ontology annotation, molecular function: RNA polymerase II cis-regulatory region sequence-specific DNA binding; DNA-binding transcription factor activity, RNA polymerase II-specific; protein dimerization activity. Gene Ontology annotation, biological process: regulation of transcription by RNA polymerase II. Lineage: Eukaryota; Viridiplantae; Streptophyta; Magnoliopsida; Poales; Poaceae. The record is from RefSeq and is a predicted model, not a curated record.
ACUGCCAUGGCCCAUGGCACGACGCGCCGUGCCGUGCAGUGCGCGCAGUCCGACCAAAUCAUGGCCUAAUCACGCCGGAAAACCACGUAAGCCCGGCCGGCCGCGCGCCUGCCCUCUCCGGCCCACACACGAUCCUACUCCUGGGAGUAUAAAAUUAUUCUCGUCGCCUUGGAAAGCUCUGCGCUCCUCCCUCCUCUGGUUUGCUCCAUGUUACAUGUUGCUUCCGUCCCUUCACGUGUCGCCCCCAUCGAUCGCCCCAGCCAGGUGACACAAGCAAUAGCAGCUGCAGCAACCACGUACGUACGUACGCACGACGCAAACCUCGUCGUUCGAUCUGGUCAUGGCGAGCUAGAUAGCUAGUGAUCUAUAUCCACCUCUCCCGCGUUUGUGCGUGUCUUCAUCAUCAGAUCCUUGGGGGUUUCUUGGUAAGGGGGCGCUAUGGCAUUGGAGGCCGUGGUGUUCUCGGGAGGAUUCUGUGGGUACGGUACCGGCAUUGAGUUGGAGGGGAGCAACGCCUGCUGGGCCGCCUCCCUCAUGAUCCCGGGCGCGGAAGUCCCGCGCGGCAGUUCCUCCUUGGCAGCGCUGCCGCCGCCGGUCCGCGGCGGUGGUGAUCGUGGAGGCGCGGAGGGCGCUGAGGGCGAGGCGGUGGUGGCGGCGGCGACCUCGGGUGCGGCCGGCAGGAGGAAGCGGCGCAGAGCGAGGAGCGUGAAGAACGUGGAGGAGGCGGAGACCCAGCGGAUGACCCACAUCGCCGUCGAGCGCAACCGCCGCAAGCAGAUGAACGAGUACCUCGCCGUGCUCCGCUCCACCAUGCCGCCUUCCUAUGUCCAAAGGGGAGACCAGGCGUCCAUAAUUGGCGGCGCAAUCAACUACGUCAAGGAGCUGGAGCAGCUGGUCCAGUCCCUGGAGGCGCGCUGCCACGCACGCCUCCGCAACCCCGUCCUCGACGACGUCUCCGCCGCCGUAGCAGUACCCUUCGCGGACUUCUUCACCUUCCCGCAGUACACAAUGAGCGUCCUCCGCCCUCACGUCCCGGACCCCGCCGUCGCAGCGGCAUCUGCGGGCGAAACGGCGACCGACGCCGACGAGAUGGCGACGGGCUCGAAGCAUUCGGCCGUGGCGGACAUCGAGGUGACCAUCGUGGAAAGCCACGCCAACCUGAAGCUGCUCUCCCGGCGGCGGCCGAGGCAGCUGCUGAGGAUCGUGGCCGGGCUGCAGGGCCACCGGCUCGCCGUGCUGCACCUCAACGCCACCAGCGCCGGCCACAUGGCCCUCUACUCUCUCAGCCUCAAGGUGGAAGACGACUGCCGGCUCUCGUCGGUGGACGAUAUCGCGGCGGCGGUCCAUCGCAUCGUCGAGAUGAUCGCGCGAGAGGAGGAGCACAAGGAAGCGAGCCGUAGCUAGCUACCUAGACCUAGACCUAGACCUAGACCUAGGCUGAGUACGUUGGUAGAUCAUUAGAAAUCAAUCAAUCAAUUAGCAGUGCCAUUGCAUAUAGGAGCAUAUAUGGAUGUAAGAUUUCAGUAGCUACUUGUAGUGCACCUAGCUAGCUAGCUUGCUUGAUCAGUGUAAUGUACGUUCUGUACUCUGGCUUUAUAUGUACUUCCUCCAUUCACGAAUAAGUGUACGUUUAUUUUGGAAAGUCCAAUAUUUUUAAGUUUAA